AUGCGCGUGCUGCGAAAGACGAGUUUUCUGGCUGCCCAGGUCCGGAACUCAAGCGGAAAGGCCAGCCCAACUCUUCGAACAUGGCCGACGCAGUCUGUGUAUCGCAGUCCGGUUGUAAUUGUUUCCGCCCAGAGGCGUCAUAUGUCGGAUAGCCCAGCAAGUGUACAGAAGGACACCCAAUCGAAACACAUGGACUACCACGGUGCCUGCCACUGCGGCGGGAUAAAAGUUCAUCUACGGACCCAGAAGACACCAUCCGAGCUCGGAGCAAGGGCCUGCCAGUGUGGCUUCUGCAGGCUGCACGGCGGAUCGUUCACUUCCGAUGCUGCAGGCGCCUUGAGCAUCAAAACUGCCGGCUCCGUCAAUCGCUAUCGUAUGGGGACAGGUACAGCGGAGUUCCUCAUCUGUACGAAUUGUGGCGUUGUUCCUGCAGCGACGUGGAAACGUGACGAUGGGAGGUUGCUCAGUGUUGUGCGCGUGCAGUGCUUGGACAUACGGGAUGAGCUUGAGAAGUACACAAAGAAGUGGAGUCUCGAGCAUGAACUGGAUAAUCCUGAAGAGCGGUUUAAGCGGCGGUCGCGCACUUGGACGCCUACGGAAAUUGAACAGUGA
Messenger RNA from Diaporthe amygdali, 612 nucleotides. RefSeq lists its product as uncharacterized. NCBI's taxonomy places the organism in Eukaryota, Fungi, Ascomycota, Sordariomycetes, Diaporthales, Diaporthaceae. The transcript has a single exon. The record is from RefSeq and is a predicted model, not a curated record. Gene Ontology annotation, molecular function: carbon-sulfur lyase activity. The coding region runs from base 1 to 612 and encodes 203 amino acids.